UGUUAUCUCAGCCCCAUGAUCAGAAUCAGUUUAGAAAUGUAGUGGUAGAAACAGGGGAGGCUGUAAAUAGGUUUAAGAGAGUUGUUUCUCUUCUUAAUACUGGAUUGGGUCGUGCAAGAGUAAGAAAGAUGAAGAAUUUUCAAGCCCCUUUUACCCAAAACAUCCUGCUAGACAACCUAAGGAGUAAAACAGAUCGUCACCCCAAACCUGUUCAGCUUCUGCAGACUAAUUUUCUUGAAAAUCCAAUCCGAGAAGCGGGUUCUCGUGUUCAAAGUACUCUUACAUUGGGGAACUCAUCAUUGGAGAUGAAUUCAAAUGAGCAAAACCCUCUUCAACUUGCUCAACAAACACCACAGACCAACUACCAUCAUUUCCUUCAGCAACAGCAUCAACAAAGGAUCCAGCUUCAGCAGCAACAGAUGAAGCAUCAAGCAGAAAUGCUGUAUCGGCAGAGCAAUAGCGGUGUUAAUCUGAAUUUUGAUAGCUCAAUGUGCACCCCCACCAUGUCAUCCACUAGGUCUUUUAUCUCUUCAUUGAGUAUAGAUGGGAGUGUUGCUAAUCUGGACGGGAAUGCGUUCCAUUUGAUUGGGACAGCUGGCUCUUCUGAUCAGAAUUCUCACCAACAUAAGAGAAGGUGCUCUGGAAGGGGAGAUGAAGGGAGUGCAAAGUGCGGGAGUAGUGGUAGAUGCCACUGCUCAAAGAAGAGGAAACAUAGAGUGAAGAGGUCAAUCAGGGUACCUGCUAUCAGUAACAAGCUUGCAGAUAUCCCUCCUGAUGAUUAUUCAUGGAGGAAGUAUGGACAGAAACCAAUUAAGGGUUCUCCUCACCCGAGGGGAUACUAUAAGUGUAGCAGCAUGAGAGGUUGCCCUGCUAGGAAACAUGUGGAGAGGUGCUUGGAGGACGCCUCAAUGCUUAUAGUAACUUAUGAAGGAGAGCAUAACCACCCUAAGUUGCCGUCACAAUCAUUGAACACAUGAAUCUAAUGAUAGCCUCACCAAGAAUGCUUCAUGCCCAUUGUAUUCAAUCCAUUAGUGCUCAAUUUAUGAUCGGCUUGAAUCGCUCAUGUACAUAUUUUGCAUGGUUCAAUCUUGAGAUGCAUAUGGAGCAAAUUUCUGUUAAUUGGGGAUUGACUUUCUGGGCCUUCUGGACAUAAGGCAAGUAGAUGUGAAGAUAUGAAGACCAGAGCCAGACAAGAAUCUGUUGAAUUGACGCUUUCUCGUUGUAAGAACAAUCCUCAUCUUGUAUGACAAUCUCUGUCAAACGUUUUAGGGCUUUUCCUAUGAAUGCAUUACCUUCAUUAUGGAAAUUUUGCUUCAAUUGACCAGAAUAAAUCGUGGGCUAAGCUGCUGGCGUGAGAGUCUUUAUUAUCACAUUGCAAGUUUGCAUCAGUAUUUACAAUUGAGAAAAUUUCCAGGA
This is a messenger RNA of Camellia sinensis, 1416 nucleotides long. Its product is annotated as putative WRKY transcription factor 21. Gene Ontology annotation, molecular function: sequence-specific DNA binding; DNA-binding transcription factor activity. Lineage: Eukaryota; Viridiplantae; Streptophyta; Magnoliopsida; Ericales; Theaceae. Gene Ontology annotation, biological process: regulation of DNA-templated transcription. The record is from RefSeq and is a predicted model, not a curated record.